AUGUGGCAGCUCCACACUCCCCAUUGUCCUCCCAAGCUCACCCAUUGGCUACAGACUGUGAGAAACUCCAACAAGCCCAAGACCCACACAUUGAUAUGCAAAUGUGGGAAUAUAUAUAGGAGAGAUGAAGCCAGCAGAAAUCAGAUACUCUCUAUACAGAGACCUUUACAGCACAGAGAUCCAGCCAUGGCACCUGCAAUCACUUCAGCUAUGAUCUACUCUAAGGAGAAAUUGACUCUGAUCAACAAGGUGAACUGAAGAUUCAGAUUCAAUGACAUUUAUUCAAUUUGAUUAAUUAAUUGUUUAUUUGCUUCAGUAAUUCCGUAUUCCAGAAUAAGGUUAUUAAUGCCUCUCCUCGUCUCUUCUUGCAGCUAAGAAAGCCAGUGGUGGAGAAGUUUCGCAGAGAUCGUAUCAACAACAGCAUUGAGCAGCUCAAGUCUCUCCUGGUUCCAGAGAUCCUCAACCAGCAGCCCGACUCCAAGCUGGACAAAGCCGACAUCCUGGAGAUGACAGUUUGCUUCCUGAGACGACAGCAACAGAACCAGCCAGUGAGCUCCUCCUCCUGCUCAGCACCUGUCAAUCAGGGUUACUCCAGGUGUGUCCAAGAGAUUGUUCACUUCCUGUCGAAGGUUGAGGUGAAGACACAGUCCCAGAGAAGACUACUGAGCCACUUCCAGAGUCUGCAGCCAUCCUCUGAUAAGAACAGGAGGGAGGGUGACCUGAGCUCCCCAGCCCAGCAGAGCAUCAGCAAAGAGAAGAGUCCAUUCAACUGCGCCCUCUGGAGGCCCUGGUAGAGUCCUACAGACUGGAGCUCCAAUCAGACAAACACAAUGGACCAUGUUGGUCUAAGAUUAAUUUCAUGGACAGUAAUAAGAAUAAUAAGAGAUCUUCUUCUGCUUCUGCAGGAGUUUUUAAAAGUUUGGUGUGAUUGAGACAUUUCAUUUCAGUUGUACUGAAAUUAAAAAGUUGUUCCAAGAAAACAAUCUGAUUGAUGAAUGCUACAUUUUUGUAGUGUUAAUUUAAAUCAUGAUAACCUUUAUGUUUUGUGAAAUAGGUUGAUUAUAUUGAUCAUGUGUUUGUAUUCAUGAUCAACAAUAAGUUGAAUUGUCCUUCAUCAGAACCUUUAAACCAAAGUGGGUGUUAUAUCAUCAAUCUGUUUGUGAUUGUCUAUGACUGAUCUGUUUUUAAGGUCAACAUUUGAGAGUUAUUUUUUUUCCCCACUACAUUUGUGUAGUGAUAUAGUCAUAUUGACAUUGUAUUGAGCAUCUUCUGUGAAGCAUGUAUCAGUUAUAUAUUUGAUAUUAAUCAACUUGAGCUACAGCAUCAAUGUUCCUCCAGGAGGAUUAUUUACCCAAACUGGGUAUUAUACCUGUUAUCAUCACUCUGUGAUUAGCAAUAUUUGAUCCGUUUUAAGAUCAGACUUGUGUUUGGAGGAGGAGGAAUGCUGCCUAUGACCCCAAGAACACCAUCCCCACCUUCAAACAUGGAGGUGGAAACAUUAUGCUUUGGGGGUGUUUUUCUGCUAAGGGGCCAUGUACCGUCAAAUCUUGGGUGAGAACCUCCACUAGCCAGGGCAUUGAAAAUGGGUCGUGGAUGGGUAUUCCAGCAUGACAAUGACCCAAAACGCACGGCCAAGGCAACAAAGGAUUGGCUCAAGAAGAAGCACAUUAAGGUCCUGGAGUGGCCUAGCCAGUCUCCAGACCUUAAUCCCAUAGAACAUCUGUGGAGGGAGCUGAAGGUUCGAGUUGCCAAACGUCAGCCUCAUAACCUUAAUGACUUGGAGAAGAUCUGCAAAGAGGAGUGGGACAAAAACCCUCCUGAGAUGUGUGCAAACCUGGUGGCCAACUACAAGAAACGUCUGACCUCUGUGAUUGCCAACAAGGGUUUUGCCACCAAGUACUAAGUCAUGUUUUGCAGAGGGGUCAAAUACUUAUUUCCCUCAUUAAAAUGCAAAUCAAUUUAUAACAUUUUUGACAUGCGUUUUUCUGGUUCUCUCACUGUUCAAAUAAACCUACCAUUAAAAUUAUAGACUGAUCAUUUCUUUGUCAGUGGGCAAACGUACAAAAUCAGCAGGGGAUCAAAUACUUUUUCCCUCACUGUAUAUACUCUGAUAGAGUAUUAUGUCUUGGAGAUUUGUUCAAGUUCUUGCUGUUAUGUUUAAUCACUUUAUUUCUCUUGAAAUAUUUACCUUAAAUUAAGGUAUUAAAUGAUGUGACUCAUUAAGACAGUCUGAAUAAAUACACAAAUCAUCAAAUUAAAUAUUCUUGUCUGCCAACAACAUUACAUGGUUAAAUGACGUAUUUAUGAAAUUCCACAUAGAUUAAGUGGCUGAUGCAAAAACAAAACAAAUUAUGUCCCAAGACUAUACAGAAUGAUAUUGACUGCAUUAGAAUGCAACACUGAACUUAAUUAAUAUAUUCAUUUGUACAUCUGGGUGCUUCAAACAAAAUCUACAGAGUAAGAUAAAUGUUAAGAGACAUUUCAAGUCAUACAUUAUUAUUUUACAGUAAUUGUUUUUAUGUAAAACAUAACAUUCAUAUUAUAUAUUUUAUUAUUAUAUCUUGAUGGAGUAAAGGUGUGAUGAACCAUAGAGAGAUAAGUGAUCAUCAAUCUGAGUUCCUUUGGAGGCAUGACGGAUGUUUUUUUUACUGAGGCACCUGUUUUAAAUAAAUGUAUUUUCAGUGUUUCAGAAUGUAUUAAAUUAUUUUAGUUUGGUCAUAAUAUAUCAGUGAUUCCAGGUGUUGGGCCAAAACUAGUACUGUCAUUUCAGUGCUUUAAACGUUUAGGGCAGCUGUGCCCCUCAAACUCAAUAGCUAAUGUGAUGUGUAAUAAGACACACUUCUAUUGUUCCUCUAUUGAAAGCAGUGAAUGGAGAGAGAGUGUGGGAAACCGAGGAGAACUCACUCACAGAGCCCCUUUGGGACAAUUAGACUGGGAUCUCUACCUGGACUGUCAGAGGUUAGAGCGGGGAUCUGGGUCUCUAUGGGGAAUUUAAUCAAUAUAUUUCUGAUAAUCCCACAACAUUUAAUGUUCAGUAUUUGGGUCUUGAAAUUAGAAAUCUGCUAAAACAUAUGUUUCUAAUAAAAGUUAAAGAUAUCAUUUUUUUUGUACUUACAUUUUUAUUGCACUUUUAGGCAGUACUUGCAUCUUCUUCAAGAUUAAUGCAAUUAAUGCAUUUUUUAUUCUGUUUGUUUGUGGGGCAUGGUUGAAAACAUGCUAUUUGUUUGUGUGCACAAACACAUAGAGCUUCAAUUGAUUCUCGGUAACAAUUAGUAUUUAUCUGUUGCUUAAGAUAAAUAUUUUUGUAAUGAGCUUCAACCCCAACGGCUUGAUAGGAACUGCUUGUGUAGAGAUUAAUUAGCAUUCAACAAGGCACACUUCUAUUGUUUAGUGGAAACUCUCUCAAUGGGCAAAGUGUGGGAAAGCUCUGAAGAGAAGAUUCACAGUUUAGUGUCAUCAGGAUCAUCAGUCCCACCAGCACCUGUGAGUCUCUAUGGGUAAUAUGCACACUUCUAUUGUUCAGUGGAUAGAAUGGGUGGGAGGGGGUAUUUGAGGUUAUUUCUUACACUUUCGUGUGAGGGAAAUUCAAUAAUUAUUAAAUACCCAAGUUAUGAUAGGCUUUUUCUAUCUUGAUGAUGGACAGAGUUUUAUUCAGUACAUUCAUGUAGGUCAGUUGUUUGUGUGAUAAACAGCGAACAGCUCUCAAUUCCAGUUAGGCAUACAAAAGAUAACCCUGAUUUAUAAUGAAAUAAAUCACAGACAAUAAUUUUCAAAGAGUUCUCAUAAUCAUGUGUUCUAUGCCAAUAUAGGAUGAAUUUGUAUUUAUAAAGGUGUGUCUUGUUAGUAUAGUCUUGCCAGGGCUGAUCUUUCCCUCCAAAACCCAGAAGGUCUGUGAUGUCAGCCUCUGUCUAUAGUACAACACAGAGCCAACAGUCGUCACUAAUGGUCCACUGAGCAGCUUUUGUAGUGCAUUGAUCACAGCACACAGGACUCAGUGUGGGAAACUCAGAUCAGCUCUCUACUCACACUGACCAGUAGACUCAAGACAGAGGACACAUCUGCUACAUUUGAACUCCAGAAUGCUUGACCAUAUAACUUCUACUACUGAGUUAAGAGACCCCUUGCUAUUGAUAUGGAUUACCUCUAAAAUACUGAAAACAAAGAUAUUCAUUUUCCACUCACGUGUUAAUGUUGACUAAAAUCGUAUAUAUUCCAAAACAUUCUGACUAACUGAAAAGACAAACAUGCAUGAAAUUAAACAGCAAUGAAAAUGGUGACACAUUGUCAUAUAUCAUCAUAUUGUUAAAUAUAACUACCGGUAUGUGCAAUGUAAAACAAUAUUACAGAGUCAUUCAUUAAUAUCAGAGUUAAUAUAAAUGGUGAAAGAAUAAAAUAUGCCUAAAUCAGUGAUGAAGCGUGGAUACAGAAUACUACAUUCAACAAUGUCCUUAUAGGUGGGGAUUAAUAGCACUGUUCGUUUUAUUCGAGAAUCUGUGUCCGUCUCACACGUGUAAGUUGUAAUGAUGAGCGUGUGCUCUGUCAGUGUCAUUGAUCCCAACAUCAGGCAGCAGAUCUGUGGGUCACCACUUUCCCAGAUUCACACAGCGCUCUGUGAGUCUCUCUCCAUCACCUCCCACCCCUCCACCUGUUCCCCUGAGACGUGACCAUUGUCCCCCAGCAAUAAGAACACUGAGCAUGUGGCAGCUCCACACUCCCCAUUGUCCUCCCAAGCUCACCCAUUGGCUAAAGACUGUGAGAAACUCCAACAAGCCCAAGACCCACACAUUCAUAUGCAGAUUUUGGACUAUAUAUAGGAGAGAUGAAGCCAGUAGAGAUCAGAUUCUCUCAACACUGAGACCUCUACAGCACAGAGAUCCAGCCAUGGCACCUACAAUCACUUCAGAUAUGAUCUACUCUAAGGAGCACCUGACUCUGACAAACAAGGUAAAUUGAAGAUUCAAAUUCAAUGACAUUUAUUCAAUUGCAUUGAUUGAUUGCUUAUUUGUUUCAAUAAUGUCAUACACCAGAAUAAGGUUAUUAAUGCCUCUCCUCGUCUCUUCUUGCAGCUAAGAAAGCCAGUGGUGGAGAAGUUACGCAGAGAUCGUAUCAACAACAGCAUUGAGCAGCUCAAGUCUCUCCUGGUUCCAGAGAUCCUCAACCAGCAGCCCGACUCCAAGCUGGACAAAGCCGACAUCCUGGAGAUGACAGUUUGCUUCCUGAGACAACAGCAACAGAACCAGCCAGUGAGCUCCUCCUCCAGCUCAGCACCUGUCAAUCAGGGUUACUCCAGGUGUGUCCAAGAGAUUGUUCACUUCCUGUCUAAAGAUGAGCUGAAUACACAGUCCCAGAGAAGACUGCUGAGCCACUUCCAGAGCCCGCAGCCAUCCUCUGAUAAGAACAGCAGGGAGAUUGACCUGCCUCCGCUGAGCUCCCCAGCCCAGCACAGCAUCAGCAAAGAGAAGAGUCCUGUCAACAGCUCCCUCUGGAGGCCCUGGUAGAGUCCUACAGACUGGAGCUCCACUCAAAACACAAUGGAUAGACCAUGUUGGUCUAAGAUGAAUUUAAUGGACAGUAAUGAGUAUAAGAAAAAUGUCUUCUUCAUCCUCUGCUUAUGCAGGAGUUUUUAAAAGUCUUGCUGUGAUUGAGACACUUCAUUUCAGUUGAACUGAAGUUAAAAAGGUUUUCCAAGAAAACAAUUGGAUCUAUGAAAACUACAUUUUUGUAGUGUUAAUUGAAAUCAUCAUAACCUUUAUGUUUUGUGAAACGUGUUGAUUAUAUUGAUCAUGUGUUUAUAUUCAUGAUCAACAAUAACUUUAAUUGUCCUCCAUGAGAUCCUUUAAACCAAAAUGGGUGUUAUAUCAUCAAUCGGUUUGUGAUUGUCUAUGAUUGAUCUGUUUUUAAGGUCAAAAUAUCAGUCAUUUGUUUUACCACUACAUUUGUGUAGUGAUAUAGUCAUAUUAACAUUGUAUUGAGCAUCUUCUGUGAAGCAUGUAUCAGUUAUAUAUUUGAUAUUGAUCAACUUGAGCUACAGCAUCAAUGUUCCUCCAGGAGGAUUAUUUACCUAAACUGGGUUUUAUACCUGUUAUCAUCACUCUGUGAUUAGCAAUAUUUGAUCUGUUUUAAGAUUAGACUUUAUUUGUGAAAUUGUCACUCACAUUAUUUGAAUAAUGUGUUUAUUGCAAGUGGGAGAACAAAUGUCUAAUUGAAAAACCCUCAUUUAUUUUAAACAAUUAUGUUUUCUUUUAUAAAGACAGUAACUUUGUAUCCUAUUCUCUGAUAGAGUAUCAUGUCUUGGACAUUUGUUCAAGUUCUUGUUGUGAUGUUUAAUCACUAUUCCUCUUGAAAUAUUUACUUUACGUUAAGGUAUUGAUGGUGUGACUCAUUGAGUCAGUCAAAAUAAAUACACAAAUCAUCAAAUGAAAUAUUAUUGUCUGUUACUUCACUCUUUUCUCCACUGAAAUACGCUUCCAAUAGAGUUACAUUGCUGACUUAUGAUAUUCCACAUAUAGCUACUAGCUAGACUACAGUAUAUAGGGAAAAAUAAGAAAAAGCCUACUUUGAGCCAAGACUGUAAAAAAUGAUCUUGAAAGAAUGACACUAUACAGGUAUAUCAUUCACCUCUUGGUGCUUCGUUAAAAAUCUACAGAGUAAAAUAAAAUACAUUUCUAGCCAUAAUUUAUUAAUUCACAUGAUUAGUUUGAUGGAGUCAGAAAUGACUAACUAACGAUUUGGCUGUUUAUAAUUGGUCAUAUGAGUUCCCAGAGACAUGGCUGUGUUGUUUUUACUGAAACACCUGAUUUACAUUCAUUCAUUUUAGGUAUAUCAGAACGUAUUGCAAAAGCAUUUGCAUUCCAUGAUUUUUAGUUUGUACAUGAUAUACCAGUGAUUCAAGGUGUUAGGCCAAAACUGCUGCCGUCAUCUUAGUGCUCUAAAAGUUUAGGGCUGCCGUGCCGCAUAAUAUUAUGUGUAAUAAGACACACUUCUAUUGUUCCUCUAUUGAAAGCAGUGAAUGGAGAGAGAGUGUGGGAAACCGAGGAGAACUCACUCACAGAGCCCCUUUGGGACAAUAGACUGGGACCUCUACCUGGACUGUCAGAGGUUAGAGAGGGGGUCUGGGUCUCUAUGGGGAAUUUAAUCAAUAUAUUUCUGAUAAUCCCAAACAUUUAAUGUUCAGUAUUUGGAUCUUGAAAUUAGAAAUCUGCUAAAGCAUAUUUUUCUAAUAAAAGUUCAAGAUAUCAAUUUUUUUGUACUUGCAUUUUUAAUACACUUUUAGGCAGUACUUGCAUCUUCUUCAAGAUUAAUGCAAUUAAUGCAGUUUUUAUUCUGUUUGUUUGUGGGGCAUGGUUGAAAACAUGCUAUUUGUUUGUGUGCACAAACACAUAGAGCUUCAAUUGAUUCGCUGUAACAAUGAGUAUUUAUCUGUUGCUUAAGAUAAAUAUUUUUUGUAAUGAACUUCACCCCCAAGGGCUUGAUAGGAACUGCUUGUGUAGAGAUUAAUUAGCAUUCAACAAGGCACACUUCUAUUGUUUAGUGGAAACUCUCUCAAUGGGCAAAGUGUGGGAAAGCUCUGGAGAGAAGAUUCACAGUUUAGUGUCAUCAGGAUCAUCAGUCCCACCAGCACCUGUGAGUCUCUAUGGGUAAUAUGCACACUUCUAUUGUUCAGUGGAUAGAAUGGGUGGGAGGGGGUAUUUUGGGUUAUUUCUUACACUUUCUUAUGAGGGAAAUUCAAUAAUUAUUAAAUAUCCAAGUUAUGAUAGGCUUUUUCUAUCUUGAUGAUGGACAGAGUUUUAUUCAGUACAUUCAUGUAGUUCAGUUGUUUGUGUGAUAAACAGUGAACAGCUCUCAAUUCCACUUAGGCAUACAAAAGUUAACCCUGUGUCGAUUUAUAACGUGACAAAUCACAGACAAUAAUUUUCAAAGAGUUCUCAUAAUCAUGUGGUCCUCUGUAGCUCAGCUGGUAGAGCACGGUUCUUGUAACGCCAAGGUAGUGGGUUCGAUCCCCAGGACCACCCACACACAAAAAAAAUUAUGUAUGCACGCAUGACUGUAAGAUGCUUUUUUUUAUUUUAAUUUUUUUAUUUCACCUUUAUUUAACCAGGUAAGCCAGUUGAGAACAAGUUCUCAUUUACAACUGCGACCUGGCCAAGAUAAAGCAAAGCAGUGCGAUAAAAACAACACAGAGUUACAUAUGGGGUAAAAAACAUAAAGUCAAAAAUAAAACAGAAAAUAUAUAUACAGUGUGUGCAAAUGUAGCAAGUUAUGGAGGUAAGGCAAUAAAUAGGCUAUAGUGCAAAAUAAUUACAAUAGUAUUAACACUGGAAUGCUAGAUGUGCAAGAGAUUAUGUGCAAAUAGAGAUACUGGGGUGCAAAAGAGCAAAAUAAAUAACAAUAUAGGGAUGAGGUAGUUGGGUGGGCUAAUUUCAGAUGGGCUGUGUACAGGUGCAGUGAUCGGUAAGGUGCUCUGGUAAGGUGCUCUGGAUCGGUAAGGUGCUUUGGAUAAAAGUGUCUGCUAAAUGGCAUAUUAUUAUGUGUUCUAUGCCAUUGUAGGAUGAAUUUGUAUGUAUAAAGGUGUGUCUUGUUAGUAUAUUCUUGCCAGGGCUGAUCUUUCCCUCCAAAACCCAGAAGGUCUGUGAUGUCAGCCUCUGUCUAUAGUACAACACAGAGCCAACAAUCGUCACUAAUGGUCCACUGAGUAGCUUUUGUAGUGCAUUGAUCACAGCACACAGGACUCAGUGUGGGAAACUCAGAUCAGCUCUCUACUCACACUGACCAGUAGCCUCAAGACAGAGAACACAUCUGCUACAUUUGAACUCCAGAAUGCUUGACCAUAUAACUUCUACUAUUGAGUUAAGAGACCCCUUGCUAUUGAUAUGGAUUACCUCUAAAAUACUGAAAAUAAAGAUAUUCAUUAUCCACUCACAUGUUAAUGUUGAAUAAAAUCGUAUAUAUUCCAAAACAUUCUGACUAACUGAAAGGACAAACAUGCAUGAAAUUAAACAGGAAUGAAAAUGGUGACACAUUGUCAUAUAUCAUCAUAUUGUUAAAUAUAACUACCGGUAUGUGCAAUGUAAAACCAUAUUGCAGAGUCAUUCAUUAAUAUCAGAGUUAAUAUAAAUAGUGAAAUAAUAAAAUAUGCCUAAAUCAGUGAUGAAGCGUGGAUACAGAAUACUACAUUCAACAAUGUCCUUAUAGGUGGGGAUUAAUAACACUGUUCGUUUUAUUCGAGAAUCUGUGUCCGUCUCACACGUGUAAGUUGUAAUGAUGAGCGUGUGCUCUGUCAAUGUCAUUGAUCCCAACAUCAGGCAGCAGAUCUGUGGGUCACCACUUUCCCAGAUUCACACAGCGCUCUGUGAGUCUCUCUCCAUCACCCCCACCCCUCCACCUGUUCCCCUGAGACGUGACCAUUGUCCCCCAGCAAUAAGAAUACUGAGCAUGUGGCAGCUCCACACUCUUCAUUGUCCUCCCAAGCUCACCCAUUGGCUAAAGACUGUGAGAAACUCCAACAAGCCCAAGACCCACACAUUCAUAUGCAGAUUUGGGACUAUAUAUAGGAGAGAUGAAGCCAGUAGAGAUCAGAUUCUCUCAACACUGAGACCUGUACAGCACAGAGAUCCAGCCAUGGCACCUACAAUCACUUCAGAUAUGAUCUACUCUAAGGAGCACCUGACUCUGACAAACAAGGUAAAUUGAAGAUUCAAAUUCAAUGACAUUUAUUCAAUUGCAUUGAUUGAUUGCUUAUUUGUUUCAAUAAUGUCAUACACCAGAAUAAGGUUAUUAAUGCCUCUCCUCGUCUCUUCUUGCAGCUAAGAAAGCCAGUGGUGGAGAAGUUACGCAGAGAUCGUAUCAACAACAGCAUUGAGCAACUCAAGUCUCUCCUGGUUCCAGAGAUCCUCAACCAGCAGCCCGACUCCAAGCUGGACAAAGCCGACAUCCUGGAGAUGACAGUUUGCUUCCUGAGACAACAGCAACAGAACCAGCCAGUGAGCUCCUCCUCCAGCUCAGCACCUGUCAAUCAGGGUUACUCCAGGUGUGUCCAAGAGAUUGUUCACUUCCUGUCUAAAGAUGAGCUGAAUACACAGUUCCAGAGAAGACUACUGAGCCACUUCCAGAGCCCGCAGCCAUCCUCUGAUAAGAACAGGAGGGAGGGUGACCUGCCUCCGCUGAGCUCCCCAGCCCAGCACAGCAUCAGCAAAGAGAAGAGUCCUGUCAACAGCUCCCUCUGGAGGCCCUGGUAGAGUCCUACAGACUGGAGCUCCACUCAAAACACAAUGGAUAGACCAUGUUGGUCUAAGAUUAAUUUAAUGGACAGUAAUGAGUAUAAGAAAAAUGUCUUCUUCAUCCUCUGCUUAUGCAGGAGUUUUUAAAAGUCUUGCUGUGAUUGAGACACUUCAUUUCAGUUGAACUGAAGUUAAAAAGGUUUUCCAAGAAAACAAUUGGAUCUAUGAAAACUACAUUUUUGUAGUGUUAAUUGAAAUCAUCAUAACCUUUAUGUUUUGUGAAACGUGUUGAUUAUAUUGAUCAUGUGUUUAUAUUCAUGAUCAACAAUAACUUUAAUUGUCCUCCAUGAGAUCCUUUAAACCAAAAUGGGUGUUAUAUCAUCAAUCGGUUUGUGAUUGUCUAUGAUUGAUCUGUUUUUAAGGUCAAAAUAUCAGUCAUUUGUUUUACCACUACAUUUGUGUAGUGAUAUAGUCAUAUUAACAUUGUAUUGAGCAUCUUCUGUGAAGCAUGUAUCAGUUAUAUAUUUGAUAUGGAUCAACUUGAGCUACAGCAUCAAUGUUCCUCCAGGAGGAUUAUUUACCCAAACUGGGUUUUAUACCUGUUAUCAUCACUCUGUGAUUAGCAAUAUUUGAUCUGUUUUAAGAUUAUACCUAAUUUGUGAAAUUGUCACUUACAUUAUUUGAAUGAUGUGUUUAUUGCAAAUGGGAGAACAAAUGUCUAAUUGAAAAACCCUUGUUUAUUUUAAACAAUUAUGUUUUCUUUUAUAAAGACAGUAACUUUGUAUCCUAUUCUCUGAUAGAGUAUCAUGUCUUGGAGAUUUGUUCAAGUUCUUGUUGUGAUGUUUAAUCACUAUUUCUCUUGAAAUAUUUACCUUACGUUAAGGUAUUGAUGGUGUGACUCAUUGAGUCAGUCAAAAUAAAUACACAAAUCAUCAAAUGAAAUAUUAUUGUCUGUUACUUCACUCUUUUCUCCACUGAAAUACGCUUCCAAUAGAGUUACAUUGCUGACUUAUGAUAUUCCACAUAUAGCUACUAGCUAGACUACAGUAUAUAGGGAAAAAUAAGAAAAAGCCUACUUUGAGCCAAGACUGUAAAAAAUGAUCUUGAAAGAAUACAGGUAUAUCAUUCACCUCUUGGUGCUUCGUUAAAAAUCUACAGAGUAAAAUAAAAUACAUUUCUAGCCAUAAUUUAUUAAUUCACAUGAUUAGUUUGAUGGAGUCAGAAAUGACUAACUAACGAUUUGGCUGUUUAUAAUUGGUCAUAUGAGUUCCCAGAGACAUGGCUGUGUUGUGGCUGUGUUGUUGUGGUCCUCUGUAGCUCAGCUGGUAGAGCACGGCGCUUGUAACGCCAAGGUAGUGGGGUCGAACCCCGGGACCACCCAUAUACAAAAAAAAAAAAAUGUAUGCACGCAUGACUGUAAGUCGCUUUGGAUAAAAGCGUCUGCUAAAUGGCAUAUUAUUAUUAUUAUAUUAUUGUUUUUACUGAAAUACCUGAUUUACAUUAAUUCAUUUUAGGUAUAUCAGAACGUAUUGCAAAAGCAUUUGCAUUCCAUGAUUUUUAGUUUGUACAUGAUAUACCAGUGAUUCAAGGUGUUAGGCCAAAACUGCUGCCGUCAUCUUAGUGCUCUAAAAGUUUAGGGCUGCCGUGCCGCAUAAUAUUAUGUGUAAUAAGACACACUUCUAUUGUUCCUCUAUUGAAAGCAGUGAAUGGAGGGAGAGUGUGGGAAACCGAGGAGAACUCACUCACAGAGCCCCUUUGGGACAAUAGACUGGGACCUCUACCUGGACUGUCAGAGGUUAGAGAGGGGGUCUGGGUCUCUAUGGAGAAUUUAAUCAAUAUAUUUCUGAUAAUCCCACAACAUUUAAUGUUCAGUAUUUGGAUCUUGAAAUUAGAAAUCUGCUAAAGCAUAUUUUUCUAAUAAAAGUUCAAGAUAUCAAUUUUUUGUACUUGCAUUUUUAAUGCACUUUUAGGCAGUACUUGCAUCUUCUUCAAGAUGAAUGCAAUUAAUGCAGUUUUUAUUCUGUUUGUUUGUGGGGCAUGGUUGAAAACAUGCUAUUUGUUUGUGUGCACAAACACAUAGAGCUUCAAUUGAUUCGCUGUAACAAUGAGUAUUUAUCUGUUGCUUAAGAUAAAUAUUUUUGUAAUGAGCUUCAUCCCCAACUGCUUGAUAGGAACUGCUUGUGUAGAGAUUAAUGAUCAUUUAACAAGGCACACUUCUAUUGUUUAGUGGAAACUCUCUCAAUGGGCAAAGUGUGGGAAAGCUCUGGAGAGAAGAUUCACAGUUUAGUGUCAUCAGGAUCAUCAGUCCCACCAGCACCUGUGAGUCUCUAUGGGUAAUAUGCACACUUCUAUUGUUCAGUGGAUAGAAUGGGUGGGAGGGGGUAUUUUGGGUUAUUUCUUACACUUUCUUAUGAGGGAAAUUCAAUAAUUAUUAAAUAUCCAAGUUAUGAUAGGCUUUUUCUAUCUUGAUGAUGGACAGAGUUUUAUUCAGUACAUUCAUGUAGUUCAGUUGUUUGUGUGAUAAACAGUGAACAGCUCUCAAUUCCACUUAGGCAUACAAAAGUUAACCCUGUGUCGAUUUAUAACGUGACAAAUCACAGACAAUAAUUUUCAAAGAGUUCUCAUACUCAUGUGGUCCUCUGUAGCUCAGCUGGUAGAGCACGGUUCUUGUAACGCCAAGGUAGUGGGUUCGAUCCCCAGGACCACCCACACACAAAAAAAAUUAUGUAUGCACGCAUGACUGUAAGAUUCUUUUUUUUUUUUUUUUUUUUUUUUCACCUUUAUUUAACCAGGUAAGCCAGUUGAGAACAAGUUCUCAUUUACAACUGCGACCUGGCCAAGAUAAAGCAAAGCAGUGCGAUAAAAACAACACAGAGUUACAUAUGGGGUAAAAAACAUAAAGUCAAAAAUAAAACAGAAAAUAUAUAUACAGUGUGUGCAAAUGUAGCAAGUUAUGGAGGUAAGGCAAUAAAUAGGCUAUAGUGCAAAAUAAUUACAAUAGUAUUAACACUAGAAUGCUAGAUGUGCAAGAGAUUAUGUGCAAAUAGAGAUACUGGGGUGCAAAAGAGCAAAAUAAAUAACAAUAUAGGGAUGAGGUAGUUGGGUGGGCUAAUUUCAGAUGGGCUGUGUACAGGUGCAGUGAUCGGUAAGGUGCUCUGGUAAGGUGCUCUGGAUCGGUAAGGUGCUUUGGAUAAAAGUGUCUGCUAAAUGGCAUAUUAUUAUGUGUUCUAUGCCAUUGUAGGAUGAAUUUGUAUGUAUAAAGGUGUGUCUUGUUAGUAUAUUCUUGCCAGGGCUGAUCUUUCCCUCCAAAACCCAGAAGGUCUGUGAUGUCAGCCUCUGUCUAUAGUACAACACAGAGCCAACAAUCGUCACUAAUGGUCCACUGAGCAGCUUUUGUAGUGCAUUGAUCACAGCACACAGGACUCAGUGUGGGAAACUCAGAUCAGCUCUCUACUCACACUGACCAGUAGCCUCAAGACAGAGAACACAUCUGCUACAUUUGAACUCCAGAAUGCUUGACCAUAUAACUUCUACUAUUGAGUUAAGAGACCCCUUGCUAUUGAUAUGGAUUACCUCUAAAAUACUGAAAAUAAAGAUAUUCAUUAUCCACUCACAUGUUAAUGUUGAAUAAAAUCGUAUAUAUUCCAAAACAUUCUGACUAACUGAAAGGACAAACAUGCAUGAAAUUAAACAGGAAUGAAAAUGGUGACACAUUGUCAUAUAUCAUCAUAUUGUUAAAUAUAACUACCGGUAUGUGCAAUGUAAAACCAUAUUGCAGAGUCAUUCAUUAAUAUCAGAAUUAAUAUAAAUAGUGAAAUAAUAAAAUAUUUCUAAAUCAGUGAUGAAGCGUGGAUACAGAAUACUACAUUCAACAAUGUCCUUAUAGGUGGGGAUUAAUAACACUGUUCGUUUUAUUCGAGAAUCUGUGUCCGUCUCACACGUGUAAGUUGUAAUGAUGAGCGUGUGCUCUGUCAAUGUCAUUGAUCCCAACAUCAGGCAGCAGAUCUGUGGGUCACCACUUUCCCAGAUUCACACAGCGCUCUGUGAGUCUCUCUCCAUCACCCCCACCCCUCCACCUGUUCCCCUGAGACGUGACCAUUGUCCCCCAGCAAUAAGAAUACUGAGCAUGUGGCAGCUUCACACUCUUCAUUGUCCUCCCAAGCUCACCCAUUGGCUAAAGACUGUGAGAAACUCCAACAAGCCCAAGACCCACACAUUCAUAUGCAGAUUUGGGACUAUAUAUAGGAGAGAUGAAGCCAGUAGAGAUCAGAUUCUCUCAACACUGAGACCUGUACAGCACAGAGAUCCAGCCAUGGCACCUACAAUAACUUCAGAUAUGAUCUACUCUAAGGAGCACCUGACUCUGACAAACAAGGUAAAUUGAAGAUUCAAAUUCAAUGACAUUUAUUCAAUUGCAUUGAUUGAUUGCUUAUUUGUUUCAAUAAUGUCAUACACCAGAAUAAGGUUAUUAAUGCCUCUCCUCGUCUCUUCUUGCAGCUAAGAAAGCCAGUGGUGGAGAAGUUACGCAGAGAUCGUAUCAACAACAGCAUUGAGCAACUCAAGUCUCUCCUGGUUCCAGAGAUCCUCAACCAGCAGCCCGACUCCAAGCUGGACAAAGCCGACAUCCUGGAGAUGACAGUUAGCUUCCUGAGACAACAGCAACAGAACCAGCCAGUGAGCUCCUCUUCCAGCUCAGCACCUGUCAAUCAGGGUUACUCCAGGUGUGUCCAAGAGAUUGUUCACUUCCUGUCUAAAGAUGAGCUGAAUACACAGUUCCCAGAGAAGACUACUGAGCCACUUCCAGAGCCCGCAGCCAUCCUCUGAUAAGAACAGCAGGGAGGGUGACCUGCCUCCGCUGAGCUCCCCAGCCCAGCACAGCAUCAGCAAAGAGAAGAGUCCUGUCAACAGCUCCCUCUGGAGGCCAUGGUAGAGUCCUACAGACUGGAGCUCCACUCAAAACACAAUGGAUAGACCAUGUUGGUCUAAGAUUAAUUUAAUGGACAGUAAUGAGUAUAAGAAAAAUGUCUUCUUCAUCCUCUGCUUAUGCAGGAGUUUUUAAAAGUCUUGCUGUGAUUGAGACACUUCAUUUCAGUUGAACUGAAGUUAAAAAGGUUUUCCAAGAAAACAAUUGGAUCUAUGAAAACUACAUUUUUGUAGUGUUAAUUGAAAUCAUCAUAACCUUUAUGUUUUGUGAAACGUGUUGAUUAUAUUGAUCAUGUGUUUAUAUUCAUGAUCAACAAUAACUUUAAUUGUCCUCCAUGAGAUCCUUUAAACCAAAAUGGGUGUUAUAUCAUCAAUCGGUUUGUGAUUGUCUAUGAUUGAUCUGUUUUUAAGGUCAAAAUAUCAGUCAUUUGUUUUACCACUACAUUUGUGUAGUGAUAUAGUCAUAUUAACAUUGUAUUGAGCAUCUUCUGUGAAGCAUGUAUCAGUUAUAUAUUUGAUAUGGAUCAACUUGAGCUACAGCAUCAAUGUUCCUCCAGGAGGAUUAUUUACCCAAACUGGGUUUUAUACCUGUUAUCAUCACUCUGUGAUUAGUAAUAUUUGAUAUGUUUUAAGAUUAUACCUAAUUUGUGAAAUUGUCACUUACAUUAUUUGAAUAAUGUGUUUAUUGCAAAUGGGAGAACAAAUGUCUAAUUGAAAAACCCUUGUUUAUUUUAAACAAUUAUGUUUUCUUUUAUAAAGACAGUAACUUUGUAUCCUAUUCUCUGAUAGAGUAUCAUGUCUUUGGAGAUUUGUUCAAGUUCUUGUUGUGAUGUUUAAUCACUAUUUCUCUUGAAAUAUUUACCUUACGUUAAGGUAUUGAUGGUGUGACUCAUUGAGUCAGUCAAAAUAAAUACACAAAUCAUCAAAUGAAAUAUUAUUGUCUGUUACUUCACUCUUUUCUCCACUGAAAUACGCUUCCAUUAGAGUUACAUUGCUGACUUAUGAUAUUCAUUUACAUUACAUUUUACAUUUUUUUUAUAUUCCACAUAUAGCUACUAGCUAGACUACAGUAUAUAGGGAAAAAUAAGAAAAAGCCUACUUUGAGCCAAGACUGUAAAAAAUUAUCUUGAAAGAAUGACACUAUACAGGUAUAUCAUUCACCUCUUGGUGCUUCGUUCAAAAUCUACAGAGUAAAAUAAAAUACAUUUCUAGCCAUAAUUUAUUAAUUCACAUGAUUAGUUUGAUGGAGUCAGAAAUUACUAACUAACGAUUUGGCUGUUUAUAAUUGGUCAUAUGAGUUCCCAGAGACAUGGCUGUGUUGUUUUAACUGAAACACCUGUUUUACAUAAAUUCAUUUUAAGUAUAUCAGAACGUAUUGCAAUAGCAUUUGCAUUCCAUGAUUUUUAGUUUGUACAUGAUAUACCAGUGAUUCCAGGUGUUGGGCCAAAACUAGUACUGUCAUUUCAGUGCUUUAAACGUUUAGGGCAGCUGUGCCCCUCAAACUCAAUAGCUAAUGUGAUGUGUAAUAAGACACACUUCUAUUGUUCCUCUAUUGAAAGCAGUGAAUGGAGAGAGAGUGUGGGAAACCGAGGAGAACUCACUCACAGAGCCCCUUUGGGACAAUAGACUGGGACCUCUACCCUGGACUGUCAGAGGUUAGAGUCUGGGUCUCUAUAGGGAAAUAAAUGGAUCUCUCUCUAAUGAUCCCAUAAAUGCCCUGCAUUUUGUUUCUUGCAGGAAGAUAUCUGAUCAAAUAUACAAUGUAUACAUUUUCCCAAAAGGUUCAAGACAUCAUAUUUUGAUCAUUAGCUUUUUUGGAGCACAUUUGAGCAGUACCAACACCUCAUUUGGCCGCCAUUCCUUCCAGUUCUCUGCUGCCAAUGACUGGAACGAACUGCAAAAAUCUCUGAAGCUGGAGACUCUUAUCUCCCUCACUAACUUUAAGCGUCAGUUGUCAGAGCAGCUUACCGAUCACUGCACCUGUACACAGCCAUUCUGAAAUUAGCCCACCCAACUACCUCAUUCCCAUAUUGUUAUUUAUUUUUGCUAAUUUGCACCCCAGUAUCUCUAUUUGCACAUCAUCUUUUGCACAUCUAUCAUUCCAGUGUUAAUACGAAAUUGUAACUAUUUUGCACUAUGGCCUAUUUAUUGCCUUACCUCCAUAACAUACUACAUUCGCACACACUGUAUAUAUAUAUUCUGUUUGUAUUUUUGACAUUAUGUUUUGUUUACCCCAUAUGUAACUCUGUGUUGUUAUUUUUAUCGCACUGCUUUGCUUUAUCUUGGCCAGGUCGCAGUUGUAAAUGAGAAGUUGUUCUUACUUACUUGUUGUAAUCCAGUUUUUAUUAAUUUGUUUGUGUACAUAAACACACUUACAGGUUGAAUUGAUUCUCUGUAACAGUGAGUCUAUCUGUUUCUUAUGAGAUAUAUUUAAGUCAUUCCCUUUUUACCCCCAAGGGCUUGAUGGGAAGAUUAAUGAUCAUUUAACAAGGCACACUUCGAUUGUUUAGUGGAAACUCUCUCAAUGGGCAAAGUGUGGGAAAGCUCUGGAGAGCAGAGUCACAGUUGAGUGUCAUCAUCAUCAGUCCCACCAGCACCUGGCUGUCUGGGGAACACCCAGAGCCACUGGGGAAUAGGCACACUAAUAGAAGGGAAUUAAAAAAUAGCUGAAUACAUCAGUUUUCCCAGGAUAUAAAAGGUAUCUUUCUUCUUCCAUCUAUUCUGUCUUCCUAUGAUGUGAUAGCUGAAUGAAGACAUAUCUAUAACCACAUUUGUGUGGAACUGUGCAUAUAACCAAAAAUGUUGUAAUUUGAAUAUGAAGCUUCUGCAAAAUCACAAUCUGAAAGUAAACAUAUAAAGCAAGUUGAACAUAAACAUGAACAUAAAAGCCAAAAUCAUUGUAAAUUAAAUAAAACAUGUUCUAAAUGUACACAGAUACAGUAUAUGUUUUGCAGCACAUUUUAAAGAUUAAAGCCAGUGUUAUGGUGUUUCCCUCCAGAAUCCAGAUGGUCUGUGAUGUCAGCCUCUGUCUAUAAUUCAAAACAGAGCCAAUAGCUGUCACUAAUGGUCCACUGAGCAGCUUUUGUAAUGCAUUGAUCACCGCACACAGGACUCAGUGUGGGAAACUCAGAUCAGCUCUGUACUCACACUGACCAGUAGCCUUAAGACAGAGGACACAUCUGUUACCUCUGGACUCCCUCCACUCUCAAAAUACAGAAGUAGUGAAUGUGUGCUGAUACUUGUUCUCUCUAAUGAGAAAAUCACAGGAGGCUGCUGAGGGGAGAACGGCUCAUAAUAAUGGCCAGAACAGAGCAAAUGGAAUGGCAUCAAACACCUGGAAACCAUGUGUUGGAUGUAUUUGAUACCAUUCCACUGAUUCCGCUCCUGUCAUUACCAUGAGCCCGUCCUCCCCAAUUAAGGUUCCACCAACCUCCUGUGCAGAAAGCCAAUAAUCGAUCAGUUCAAUCCUUAUCAAUUGGAAGUCACUUAAAUGGUCUUAUAAUUUAUCUUCAAUAGUCGGAGUACUAUGAUUGGGGGGGAUUUUGUAUUUAACACACAUUUGUAAAAGGAAUGAAGCCAAUUUGACCAAGGAUAGCCUGUGAACUGUGAUUCAAACAGGAUUUGAUAAGCACCCCUACCUUGAAAUGAAACUGGAGCAGACCACAACACAUUAUUAACAGUGCAAUCAGAGAGGUCAAACUCAUCUUCAAGUGUUUAAAUGUGACUGAACCUGCAAUGUAACAGAAACAAUGGUAUUCAACAACAACAAUCAAAAGGACUUGGGCAACAGCAUCUGUUUUACUUUAGAGGAUUACUGUCCGUCUCACACGUGGAAGUUGUAAUGAUGAGCGUGUGCUCUGUCAGUGUCAUUGAUCCCAACAUCAGGCAGCAGAUCUGGGGGUCACCACUUUCCCAGAUUCACACAGCGCUCUGUGAGUCUCUCUCCAUCACCCCCCACCCCUCCACCUGUUCCCCUGAGACGUGACCAUUGUCCCCCAGCAUUAAGAACACUGAGGAUGUGGCAGCUUCACACUCUUCAUUGUCCUCCCAAGCUCACCCAUUGGCUACAGACUGUGAGAAACUCCAACAAGCCCAAGACCCACACAUUCAUAUGCAGAUUUGGGACUAUAUAUAGGAGAGAUGAAGCCAGUAGAGAUCAGAUUCUCUCAACACUGAGACCUCUACAGCACAGAGAUCCAGCCAUGGCACCUACAAUCACUUCAGCUAUGAUCUACUCUAAGGAGCACCUGACUCUGACAAACAAGGUAAAUUGAAGAUUCAAUGGAAAUGUAUUACAUUUGAUUGAUUGUUUAUCUGUUUCAGUAAUGUCAAACACCAGAAUAAGGUUAUUAAUGCCUCUCCUCGUCUCUUCUUGCAGCUAAGAAAGACAGUGGUGAAGAAGUUACGCAGAUAUCGUAUCAGCAACAGCAUUGAGCAGCUCAAGUCUCUCCUGGGUCCAGAGAUCCUCAACCAGCAGCCUGACUCCAAGCUGGACAAAGCCGACAUCCUGGAGAUGACAGUUUGCUUCCUGAGAUGACAGCAACAGAACCAGCCAGUGAGCUCCUCCUCCUGCUCAGCACCUGUCAAUCAGGGUUACUCCAGGUGUGUCCAAGAGAUUGUUUACUUCCUGUCUAAAGAUGAGCUGAAUACACAGUCCCAGAGAAGAAUGCUGAGCCACUUCCAGAGCCUGCAGCCAUCCUCUGAUAAGAACAGGAGGGAGGGUGACCUGCCUCAGCUGAGCUCCCCAGCCCAGCACAGCAUCAGCAAAGAGAAAGGUCCAGUCAACAUUGCCCUCUGGAGGCCCUGGUAG
Molecule: messenger RNA, 19950 nt
Organism: Coregonus sp. 'balchen'
Lineage: Eukaryota; Metazoa; Chordata; Actinopteri; Salmoniformes; Salmonidae
Source: the annotation of a GenBank genome assembly